This is a messenger RNA of Trichomycterus rosablanca, 2804 nucleotides long. RefSeq names its product transmembrane protein 255B. The record is from RefSeq and is a predicted model, not a curated record. NCBI's taxonomy places the organism in Eukaryota, Metazoa, Chordata, Actinopteri, Siluriformes, Trichomycteridae. The coding region runs from base 241 to 1281 and encodes 346 amino acids. The transcript has 9 exons.
CUUCAGUGAAGAGUCUCACCUGCGUGUUUCUGUGAGGAGGAACCUGAGAGACGGUAUCACAUCUCAUCUCUCCUCAUGUAUCAGUGUCGGUAUACACACUGAUCCCCACACACUCCAUCCACACACACACUGAUCCCCACAGCUCUUCUGUAAAACACCAACAACUUCUAGAACCUGCAGGUUUAUGUUGUUUUGUUUAAGAAUUUGUCCAGUUUGUUCGGUAAAGAUACAUGCUGAAACAUGCAGCAGCAAACAGUACCAGCGAGCACAGAGCCAGAUCUGCCAGUACAAUACAAAAAGCGACGUCGGACAGCGCUGUGGUGCACCGUGGUUUUGCUCGCUCUGUCCAUCAUCGUGUUGUUAAUUGGGCUCCUGUCUGCCACUCGUACUAGCAACGUGGCAGUGGCUGGGUACUACUCAGGCAUCAUACUGAGCUUUGGAGCGUUCCUGGGUAUUGUUGGGCUUAAUGUGGUGGAGAAUCGCAAACCAAUGUUGGUCGCCUCUAUUAUUUUCAUCAGUCUGGGUGUAAUCGCCUGUUUCUUGUGUGCCAUCGUGGAUGGCAUAAUUGCUGCUCAGUUUCUUGACAGAAGACCUUUAAUGGAGGGAAGGUGUGAGUUUUAUGCCAGCAGUACAGGCUAUGCGUACGACAACUACUACACUGAGGUUGUGUGUCAGUCCUAUAACAGUGAGUGUAAGAUGAAGGUGAAGAGCAACACCUGCUACUGUUGUGAUUUAUACAGCUGUGAGGGCUCAGGUUACCACACACAUUACUUUGAGUUUACGGGAGUGAGUGGCUGCUGGGAUGUGAUUCACCUGCACAGGCUGCUCUGGUCCUGUGUGGUGCUUAACGUACUGGGUGUUUUCUUGGGCAUCGUCACCGCAGCCAUACUGGGAGCCUUUAAGGAUCUGGUUCCAGCUGUUCAGAACCAGACGUCUCCCAGACCAGCUGCUCCACCACACAUCCUCUAUAACCCCACCCAGCAUAUGCUUUCAUAUGCCGGCUUCUGCCCAUCUGGACAAGCCCUGCCCGCUUACCCUAAUUACCCAGCGCCCAUGCAGCAUCUGAACAGUUACCCAGCAGUCAACACGUCUCAGCCGAACCAUGACAUGGCCGCGUCCCCAUCAGAGGAAAGCCAGCCUGUCGUUCAACCCAGCAACACCAACCAGUCCGUUUCAUCCCAGUCAGCGGACGCUUCGGGCUACAUGCUCACUCCUAACGCGCCCUCGCUCUACGCCGACUCAUCAGGGCCGUUUGAGAAGCCUCCACCUUACGCCUGCUGAGUCAUGAACGGCACGAAGCAAUUCGGUCAUGACGUGUGGAAUGUUUUAGUGAGAUUAGUUUCAAUGAACAUGUAACAUACAUAUAUAUAAUUAAAUAAGUGGGGGAUAAAAAUCCUAAUUUAUCCUGAUCGAUCCUGAUUUUAGAUAUGAUUUUUUAAUACAUAUAUUUUUUUUAUACAUUUUCUCCACUUUUUCUCCCUUUUAGCAAGUCCAAUUGCCCGAUUGCAUCAUGCUUCCUUUCUAGCAAUGCCGAUCCCUGCUCUGAUCGAAGAGCUAACUGACACGUGGGCAGCAGCCGUAUGCAUCUUAUCACCUACACUUUGACGAGUGCAGUGCAGCUCGGCUAUGUGUACAGAGAGACAUACCCUAAGAGCACUCUUCCCGUCUCUGUACAGGCGCCAUCAAUCAGCCAGCAGAGGUCAUAAUUGCAUUAGUUAUGAGAAAGACCCUAUCCGGCUUAGCCCCGCCCAUAUGAACAACAGGCCGAUUGCUGUUCAUGUAGCUGCUCAGCCACAGCCGGCAGGCAGAGCUGAGACUCGAUACGAUGUAUUUGAGAUCCCAGCUCUGGUUCCAGUGUGUUUUUACCACUGUGCCACCUGAGUGGCAUUUUAGAUAUGAUUUAAGGAGGUUUGAUCCAUCUGCUCAGUUUAGAUCAUAACUCUAUAUUUUUUUCUAAAUUUUUUGUUGCUAUUGGGACAGCAUUAAUUAAAUAAAUUCCUUUCAGUAGCUCCUGUAUUUAGGAGCCACCACAUCUAAUCGUUCAUCUGCAUUUUUGAUUUAGCAGGUUUUAUGCUGGAGUCCCCUUCCUAAUGUAACCCCCCUAUUUAUCCGGGCUUGGGACCUGUGCUAAAGGUGCACUUAUGUGCCCACAAUGGCUAGGUUCUGUAUCUGUGAGCCCUAGAUUCUAGCACCAUGAUGAUCAAAUAUCUACUCUGCAGAGCCAUGAAGAACAGAGAGCAGUUUUAUAACAGCUGUUUUUAUUUAGUUUUUGUUGUAUUUUUAAACAGUGCAUACAGUCUCUAGCUGGACAAAGGAGACCAAACAUUUUCUCAGUGCUGACCGCACCAAGGAUCGAUGUUAUGAACGACGGUUACAAAAACAAGAUUUCAUAUACAACACAGGAGAUUAAAACAAACAGGAGUGACAGAACCCAAAUUUAUAACAAAACCGUCGGGACUUUGAGCACCUACUCGGCCUUUUGGUGACCUGAAGGCCUUUUGUUAUUCACCAAAUGAAAGGUAGCGAAUGUUUCUCCUUUGUUCUGUCUAAAAAGCAUUGUACAGUCGUAUUUACAAUAUGUUACAAGAGCGCGCUCGUUCUCAGUAGCUCGUGAUGUGGCGCAGUGCUAGUUCAGGUGUUUAACACUAGUACACACACCUUCCCUGUGUCUCAGUGAGUAUAAUAGAAAUAUACAAGUUACAGUGUCUGUGUGAUUACGUAUACAUUGCUUACAGUCGGAGGCGAACGUGUGCAGCAGAAUGUCGGCGCAAACUGUCAAAAAUAAAAACUCAGGUUUGGUUUUA